Messenger RNA from Vicia faba (fava bean), 1755 nucleotides. NCBI's taxonomy places the organism in Eukaryota, Viridiplantae, Streptophyta, Magnoliopsida, Fabales, Fabaceae. The record is from the annotation of a GenBank genome assembly.
AUGAUAACAUUCAAAGAUCUCUACACUGUCUUAACAGCAGUUGUUCCAUUAUAUGUUGCUAUGAUCUUAGCCUACGGUUCUGUCCGUUGGUGGAAGAUCUUCUCACCCGAUCAAUGCUCCGGCAUAAACCGUUUCGUCGCGGUUUUCGCCGUCCCUCUCCUCUCUUUCCAUUUCAUCUCAUCCAAUAAUCCAUACCAAAUGAACUUCAGAUUCAUAGCAGCAGACACACUUCAAAAAAUCAUCAUGCUUUUCGCACUUUCGCUAUGGACAAAGUUUACCAAAAACGGAACGUUAAUGGUUCAAGUUGUGGUUCUUCAGUGUAUCAUAUGGUACACUCUUUUGCUUUUUCUGUUUGAGUACCGUGGUGCGAAGCUUUUAAUCAUGGAACAGUUUCCAGAAACCGCGGCUUCGAUUGUUUCGUUUAAGGUCGAUUCUGACGUUGUUUCGCUAGACGGAAGGGAUUUUCUUGAAACUGAUGCAUCUGUUGGUGAUGAUGGGAAGUUACAUGUUACUGUGAGAAAAUCUAACGCGUCGCGGAGAUCAUUCAUGAUGAGUACUCCGCGACCGUCAAAUUUGACUGGAGCUGAGAUUUAUAGUCUCAGUUCCACCCCAAGAGGGUCUAAUUUCAACCACGCCGAGUUUUACUCCAUGAUGGGCUAUCAACCAAGACAUUCCAAUUUUGGUAACAAUGAUUUGUAUUCUGUACAGUCUUCUAGAGGACCUACUCCUAGACCGUCGAAUUUCGAAGAAAACGGCGCAAGUUCCCCGAGAUUUGGGUUUUAUCCGGCGCAGAGUGCGCCUGCUUCGUAUCCUGCCCCGAAUCCUGAAUUCUCUUCUACUGCGAAAACUGUGAAGAAUCAAAAUUUGAUGCAGCAGCAGCCACAGCAGCAACAGGUUUCAUUGCAGACAAAGGGCUCUCAGGAUGCUAAGGAGUUGCACAUGUUUGUGUGGAGCUCAAGUGCUUCGCCGGUUUCGGAAAGUGCCGGUCUCAAUGCCUUCCGAAAUUCGGAACAAUCGGAAGAGGGUGCUAAAGAGAUCAGGAUGGUGGUUGCUGAUGAACAUAAUCAAAAUGGUGAAAUCAAUAACAAAGGGGAACUUAGUGGAGAAGAAGAUUUCAAGUUUAUUGGAGUGAAAGGAGAAGAACAAGUCGGAGAAGGGCCCAAUGGGCCUAACAAGCUGAGCUCCAAUGCAACACCAGAGAUCCACCCUAAAGCCACUGGAGUGGCCGAUUCUGGUGUCGGAAAAUUUAUGCCUCCAGCGAGCGUCAUGACUCGUCUCAUACUCAUUAUGGUUUGGAGAAAACUUAUUCGAAAUCCCAACACUUAUUCAAGUCUCAUUGGCCUCGUUUGGUCUCUUGUUGCAUUUAGGUGGGGUGUUCAUAUGCCUAAAAUAGUAGAGAAAUCAAUUUCCAUACUGUCUGAUGCUGGUCUUGGAAUGGCUAUGUUUAGCUUAGGUUUGUUUAUGGCUCUUCAACCCAAGAUAAUUGCAUGUGGAAAUUCUGUUGCCUCAUUUGCCAUGGCUAUUAGAUUCCUUACUGGUCCAGCAGUUAUGGCAGCUGCUUCUAUUGCGGUCGGCCUCCGUGGUACCCUCCUUCAUGUAGCCAUUGUUCAGGCUGCACUUCCGCAAGGGAUUGUUCCAUUUGUGUUUGCGAAAGAGUACAAUGUUCAUCCGGCUAUUCUUAGUACAGCGGUUAUUUUUGGGAUGUUGAUAGCUCUUCCAAUUACUCUACUCUACUACAUACUCCUUGGUUUGUAA